CAAUUGCUUCUAUCUUCUCGAUGAACACUGCGAAUAAGACCUAAACGCUGGAUGAAGACGGCUGCUGAUGCUCUGCUGCUUUCCAUUGACGCUCCACGCACUGCUACUCUACAUUGACGUUCCAAGCACUCUUUCCUCUAUUAACGCUCGACGCACAAAGGCGAGGGAUGAAGGCUACGCACGAAGAUGACGCCUCUGCAUCAACCAGCGACGAAGGGACGGACGAAGACAAUGUCUCACCAUCAACCGGCAGCGAAGGGACACACAUUAACCGGCGAAGAGGAUGCACAGUUUGCUGCUCUCCAUUACCGAUAAUCAGCUCUCAUCUGUUCUAUGUUCCCACUCCAGUCUUGGAUAUUAUUGAUGUCCAGCCUAAAGAGCUUGGCAUACCUACUAAAGCAUACUAUGUUGUUGAGGAGGUCAAAGAGAAUGAAACUCAAAAGAGUCAGAAGGUCUUCAGAAAUUGUUGCUCAUGAAGUGGAAGAGAUUGGGGUAGAGCACUUGCUGAGGGAUGUCAAGGAUAGCACAAUCAGUACUCUUGCAACAGAGAGAAUAAAGAAAUUCAAGAUUUAACUGAUUUUAUUGAAGCUUGAAGAAUAGUGUGGUGAGAAGAAGCUUGAAGAACUAAAGUGCACUCAGGAAGAAGCUUCAAGAAGAACACUCAAGGAAUUCAUUCAACACUUCUUUGGGAGCAUUGGGGUUUCAAUGAGUGAGAACUCUGGAACAUCUUCCCCCCAGCUCAUGCAUAGUGGCAGCGCAUGUGGAGACAUCGGUGAAUCCCCACAAAUAGUGUGGUGAGAAGAAGCUUGAAGAACUAAAGUGCACUCAGGAAGAAGCUUGAAGAAGUAAAGUGCAUUGAGAAGAAGCUUGAUGAAGUAAAGUGCAUUGAGAAGAAACUUGAAGAAUUAAAAACUGCACUUUGAAGUGCAUUGAGAAGAAACUCGAGUCAUUGUUAUAAAUCUUUUGUUUGAAUAAUUAAAUUUAAUUCAAAUGUUUCUCGAUUGAAAUUAAGUGUUCGUAAUUUUUUCUAGGUUUAUAUGCAUUGGGAUGUAAAGCUUUAGUGUUCUACGUACUUGUUUUUAGAAAAAGCAGCCAUUAUCUAUUUAGAGAUAUAAUAUAAUAUAAUAUGAAGUAUAAUAUAUAUU
This is a messenger RNA of Cuscuta europaea, 1145 nucleotides long. The record is from the annotation of a GenBank genome assembly. NCBI's taxonomy places the organism in Eukaryota, Viridiplantae, Streptophyta, Magnoliopsida, Solanales, Convolvulaceae.